Molecule: messenger RNA, 3415 nt
Organism: Diatraea saccharalis (sugarcane borer)
Lineage: Eukaryota; Metazoa; Arthropoda; Insecta; Lepidoptera; Crambidae
Source: the annotation of a GenBank genome assembly
AUGAAGUUAGCUGCGCUACAUUUCGACAUUAGAGAUUCAAAAUAUGGCGCAUCAUUUGCAGCCAACCAAUCACAAGACAUUAUUACCAAAAACUAUAAUGUUAAUUAUGAAAAUUGUAAUGUCUACUUAUUAUGCGUCGUUUUUUUAGGCACUGGAGAUAAGGGGCCAGCAAAUUUGUCCCACCUACAAUGGCACAAACUGGUUAUAUCUUACUCCUCUUCCAGUGAAGACAAUGAAAGACGUAUGAACCUAAAACGGAAGAGGACCUCUUGUGAUGAUGAGGUAGAGAAUGUGCCACCACAUAAAAUACCAUCUACAUUAGAAGAAGAACUCUAUGACCAACCAGCACACAAUGUUGUAGUAGAAUCCUCGUCUUGCUCUAGUGAUGAUGAAGGCUCUCAGUAUGAAAACAUUGAACAACCUCAGAGUGUAUACACAGACUUGGAAUAUAAUGCUGACAGUUUCUUAAGUCCACAAAGCAUAACUGAAUUAUCUAGUUGUGUAUUGAGUCCCUUAGAAAAUGUGGCCAGAGGAGAGUCUACCCCACACUCCAACAAGAGGCCUAGUACAAAUAAACCAGAAUGCCCUCUACCACCAAAACGUAAAUGUCCUCUCCCAGGACUAUCAUGGGCUGAUCCUUCAGAUGUUUGGAAAAGCCUGUGUGAUUGUGAUGCCAAGUCGAAGGCUAAGAAGAACCCUAAUAUGUUUGAUAAACACCCCAAUCUUCAACCCCGAAUGAGAGCAAUCCUUUUAGAUUGGCUAAAUGAGGUAUGCGAGGUGUACAAACUGCAUAGAGAAACAUUUCACUUAACAGUCGAUUAUAUAGACCGGUACUUGACGGACACAGAAGAUUUGCAGAAAAGUCGGCUGCAGCUUAUUGGUAUUACUUGCCUAUUUAUAGCUGCUAAAGUAGAAGAGGUGUACCCUCCGAAAAUAGGGGAGUUCGCAUACGUGACGGACGGUGCGUGCACCAGUGAAGAAAUACUAGAACAGGAGUUGCUCAUCUUGAAGAUUUUAUCGUGGAGCCUAACUCCGAUCACGAUCAACAGCUGGCUGAAUAUUUAUAUGCAACUCGCUAGUGAAGGGCGCAGCGCGAAACGUAGGCUGGUCGGCGAGAGCGAUGUCGGUGCUAAUGCACUGAGGGGGUACACUUUCGUGUUCCCCCAGUACUCUUCGUUGGAAUUUGUGGUGUGCGGCCAGCUGAUCGACUUGGCUGUUCUCCACGUGGACGUCAACACAUUCUCGUACAGCGUAGUCGCCGCCGCAGCGAUAGCUCAUUCUUUCUCUAAGGAAUUAGCUAUCAGAGUGUCAGGUUACAGCUGGGACAGUAUCGCGGAGUGCCACUCGUGGCUGGCCCCGUUCGUGCGCGUGGUGGUGGCGGAGGGGGGCGUGAGCGUGGUCCGCGGCGGCGACGGCGAGUUCGUGCAGCACGCCGCCGGCCUCCACCUCAUAUGCCCCGACCUCAACCUGGACGAGAGCCACCGCAUACAGUCGCACAACGUCUCGCUGGACAUGUUUGAUAAAGUAUACCAGCUCAUGUUGGAAGAACAGUCCACAUCGCAGAGUGAGAGUGCAGGCACGUCUCAAGAGCCGCAUCACGUGUACCCGCCGACGCCGCCUCAGUCCGGACAAAAGAGCCCUAAAACCCCUGCUACCAAAACACCAUCCACCAGGCACGCCGACAUAGAAUACACCACCGAAAUAGAAUGAUCAGAUGUGUCGAAGUACACCUCUGUUCUGUAAGUGAUAUACCUCAUUUUUGUCGAUGGUCUCGAUUCUGGCGUUACAUCUGACCGCUACACCCCGAGGCCGGGUAUCCAAACUAUUUUCAUACACAGAUACAACAGAAAUUAAUGGCUCAGCCCAUAGUGAUGUUCGGUUCAGGGUAUAAUACUAAAAUAAGUAGUGACGUUAAAAUCGACUUAAUUGGUCGUUGUUUUGCAUAAUUUUAUUGAUUAUGCAGUUUGAUUGGAUUCAGAUAAUAAAAAGUAAGGCUCGAUUACUUAAGUAGAUCAUAUUCAGGUUUAAAUGAAUUUAUGUUUAGGGAACUGAAAACUAGGCCUGAGAACAGUAAGUAUACUUAGCACGAAAAUCUUCGAUUACUAAAAGAAUUCGUAUCAAGCACAAAUGACAGAUUUUUUGUUUUGGAAAUCUUAGUUUCAUAUAAGGAGAUAAGUGGUGCUAUGCAAAUGUUAAUACAAAGAUUUUAUAUGUACUCUAUAUGAAUUCAAUUCACUACCCAUAAUUUUCGUGCUAAGGAUGCAAAAUGGAACGCGAUUGUCUUGGGUCAACACUUGAAUGUCAUAUGAAUUUGAUGUCGAACGGGAUGUUGGCAAAAUUUCUGUGUAUAACGGAACAAGUCCAUAUUAAAGAAAAAAAUAAAUCUAAUUUCAUAAAAAAAAUAGCAACUUUUGGCUUCUCCAUAAAUCGGAGCUGAUUCGACAUAUUUACACGUUUUAUCUCGUAUUUCGAGAUUCUCGUAUUAUUCCAGCUGUCCUAAUUGUUACUAAUUGAGUGUAUAACAUAUUCAUUAAAACUGAUUUUAAAUUAACUAGCAGCUUUUGACACACUAAAUUUGGGCUAACAGCUGUUUAUGUUGCAUGCAAACUAAUUAUACUAAUUUAAUGGCACAAGCUGGAGAAACUUGAUGAAAUUACAUUUUUAUUCUUGAUUUAUGGUAAUUUUAUUAUUUCGAUUUAAAACAUUCUCUUGAUUCGGAUUAGGUUUAGAUCGUCAUUAAAAUAAUUUAUAUAUUUUUAACAUAAAUAUAGUCGCGGUAAAAUAAUAUUGAGACACUGAUAUAUGAAUUAAAAAAAAAAAUCUAACCUAAAAAGGUUUAGUUGUAAAAAUUCAUAAAAUUCUGACUGGUAUCGAUUUUCCUUGCCGUAAGGAAUUUUAACCUGAUUAUAUUUAAGAGAAUAUUACAUGGUUGACUCGAUGAUGUACUAUGAAGUUUCUUUGUCAUAAACAUAAUAGAAAUUGAAUAAAUUUUAACCUCAAGUUCAUUGUAUUGUAUAAAAACCCCAUAAAUUUCAAAUUCCACAAAAUACCACAGCAUGAACUUUAUAAUUUGAGCCUUACUUUUUAGUUAUGCAGUUUCUAAGACUGAAGAUUGAAGGUUGUUAUUGAUUACAGUUUGAGUUAUAUAAAACCUCAAAUAUGCACAUUUAUUGUUCCUAGUAUUGCUAUAGGAAUAUUUUUGUUAGUAAGUUGUGACUGGAGUUGACCAAGCAGACAAAAAUAUAAUAAUUGAGUAAACAUUCCAAGCUCAAAGUUGUACAUUUUUGUAAAAAAUACUAUUAGUAAUUAAAACCUAUUGAGAUUUACAGUAAGCUCCAACUAAUGUGGCACAUUGUGAUACUUUGGUCGCGCAAAGUAACACCAACGAUGACCAUACGUAUGGUUAAGUGUAUAU